This is a messenger RNA of Acomys russatus (golden spiny mouse), 1525 nucleotides long. RefSeq names its product coenzyme Q9 (gene Coq9). Lineage: Eukaryota; Metazoa; Chordata; Mammalia; Rodentia; Muridae. The transcript is spliced from 9 exons. The coding region runs from base 55 to 1011 and encodes 318 amino acids. Gene Ontology annotation, molecular function: lipid binding. The record is from RefSeq and is a predicted model, not a curated record. Gene Ontology annotation, cellular component: mitochondrial inner membrane. Gene Ontology annotation, biological process: ubiquinone biosynthetic process.
GUCAUGACGCUGCUCGGCACGUUGCCGCCGUCGGCGUGAGUGCCCACUUGCAAGAUGGCGGCGGCAGCGGCAGCGUCUGGCGUCCUGGGCCGGGUGGGCUGGAGGCUCCUGCAGCUGCGGUGCCUGCCCGUGCCCCGCUGCCGAUCACCUCUGAUGCCACGUGCCUUCCACACUUCUGUGGGGUUCAGGUCUUCAGAAGAGCAGAAGCAGCAGCCUCCCCACUCUUUUUCUCAGCAGCACCCUGAGACACAGGGCCCAGAGACACCUGGCUCGGAGUUUCCUCGUCCACCCCCCAGGUACACAGACCAGAGUGGAGAGGAGGAAGAGGACUAUGAGAGUGAGGAGCAGCUACAGCAUCGCAUCUUGACAGCAGCCCUAGAGUUUGUGCCUGCCCAUGGCUGGACCUCAGAGGCCAUUGCUGAAGGAGCUCAGUCUCUGGGCCUCUCCAGCGCAGCAGCCAGCAUGUUUGGGAGCGACGGCAGUGAGCUGAUUCUGCACUUUGUGACCCAGUGCAAUGCUCGCCUCACUCAUGUGCUGGAAGAAGAGCAGAAGCUAGUGCAACUGGGCCAAGCAGAGAAGAGGAAGACAGACCAGUUCCUGAGGGAUGCAGUGGAAACCAGACUGAGAAUGCUGAUCCCCUACAUUGAGCACUGGCCCCGGGCCCUAAGCAUCCUCCUGCUGCCUCACAACAUCCCGCCCAGCCUGAGCUUGCUCACCAGCAUGGUGGAUGACAUGUGGCAUUACGCCGGGGACCAGUCCACUGAUUUUAACUGGUACACCCGCCGUGCAGUGCUGGCUGGCAUCUACAACACAACUGAGCUGGUCAUGAUGCAGGACUCUUCCCCAGACUUUGAAGAUACUUGGCGUUUCCUGGAAAACCGGAUUAAUGAUGCAAUGAACAUGGGCCACACAGCUAAGCAGGUAAAGUCUACUGGAGAGGCACUGGUGCAAGGACUGAUGGGUGCAGCAGUCACGCUCAAGAACCUGACAGGUCUAAACCAGCGCCGGUGAGAGAAAGGGAAGCCUCUGUGCCUGGAAGGAGCAGCAGUAGAUAUGAAGAGCUUUAACAAGAUGCACCAUCCAUUGGACAGGAUGUUAAUGAGAACACACUGAAGAAUUUGAGUCCCUAUGACAGCCACAAGGCUGGAAAUCACAGUGCACUUGCUACUGUUCUGACCUGGGAUUGGGCCACUUCUUCAGUUCCUAAAACCAGGCCUGGCCUCCUGAUGCCUUUCUGCAUUGCAGCUGUGUGAUUGAAAAUGAGACUUACAUCCAAGCUUUGAAACCACAGAAACUUGGAUCACUCUGCAUGAUCUCACAGGCAUCUUGAUCAUGUCUUGACCUUAGAACUGCUCUCUGGGAGUUGACCACGGUGACAUAUAACUAUUCUCAGCACUCAGGAGACUGCUAUAGCAGGAUCGAGAGUUCAAAGCCAGGCUUGUCUAUGUAGAGAAAUAGAAGCCGGAUUGAACUUGAUAGUGUGAUGCUGUCAAACAAAAUCCCCGAGAAAUAUUCUUAGGGCUCA